AUUGCUAUAAGAAGUGAAGAAGCCAACAAAAAGCUCCUCCCUAUAUCUUCCAUUCCCAUCUACUCCACUUUAUCCUCUCUUCUUCUUCUUCUUCAAAAUUUCAAUCUCUUUCUUCUUCAUCCAUGGAUUCUCUAGCAGCCAUUCCCUGGUCAGAUACUCACACCACUGUGUCCGAUGACCACCUUUUCACCCUCACUAACCUUCUCCACGACGACGAGAACCACGCCUCCUCUCCACUCUUCCUCCUCCCCCAAGAUGCUGACGACAAUAAUCGAGCCAUCAGGGUCCCCGUCCCCGGUGGUGCAACCUACUUUGGGCCGACAAUUGAGGACAUUGAGAAUGCACUUUCCAUUGGUACUCCUAGAUCAAAAGACCUCCAAUCCCACACUCAAAUUUCUCAUACCGGAUUUUCAAUUGUGGAAAGAGCGAACUUGAAUAAGGUUGAGCAUAAGUAUAGCCUUAGAAUCAAGAGCUGUGGAGGGAAUAUGGUGGCUGAUGAUGGAUAUAAGUGGAGGAAAUAUGGUCAGAAGUCCAUCAAAAAUAGCCCCAAUCCUAGGAGCUACUAUAGGUGUUCAAAUCCAAGAUGCAGUGCAAAGAAGCAAGUAGAAAGGUCGAUAGAAGAUCCAGACAUCUUCAUCAUAACAUACGAAGGGCUUCACCUCCACUUUGCCUAUCCAUUCUUUCUAAUGGGCCAAAGCCCACAAGCCCAAUCUCCAACAAAAAAGCCGAAGACAAUCGACCCAGAGCAGCCCGAGGCCCAUGAAAAGCCAAGUUUCCUCGACCCAAUAGAAUCAAGUGGCUCACAAGGUUUGCUGGAGGACAUGGUCCCAUGGUUGAUUCGAAACCCAUCUACCCAUCACAACGCUCUAUCAAAUUCUUCCUCUUGCUUAUCCCACCGUUCACCUCCACCCACCCCUCCAUCACCCUCCACCUCUCCUACCUUCAUAACUUCCUGUUUUUGAUAUUUAAAAGAUAUUUUAAUAAUAUAUAUA
Molecule: messenger RNA, 992 nt
Organism: Cucumis sativus (cucumber)
Lineage: Eukaryota; Viridiplantae; Streptophyta; Magnoliopsida; Cucurbitales; Cucurbitaceae
Product: probable WRKY transcription factor 49
Exons: 3
Coding region: 123-962 (279 amino acids)
Biological process (GO): regulation of DNA-templated transcription
Molecular function (GO): sequence-specific DNA binding; DNA-binding transcription factor activity
Source: RefSeq, a predicted model, not a curated record